Molecule: messenger RNA, 561 nt
Organism: Plasmodium yoelii
Lineage: Eukaryota; Apicomplexa; Aconoidasida; Haemosporida; Plasmodiidae
Product: fam-b protein
Exons: 2
Coding region: 1-561 (186 amino acids)
Source: RefSeq, a predicted model, not a curated record
AUGAAAGAAUUGAAUAUUUUAAAAAAAAUUAUAUUUUUUUCGAUUUUUAUUUAUUCUUUGGAACAUACUAAAAAUGUUUUAUGUAAUUUAAGCAGAGCAAAUAAUACGACCAUAACACAACCAGACUCAUUAAAUUUUAAAAUUAGUAAAUUACCAAAAAAAGGAGAUUAUUUUUUAGAUUUAUUACAUUCUUAUGAUUCAAUUAUAAAUAUUGCAGCUAAGAUAUAUGAAAAUAAUGAAGAUUGUGGCGAAACAAACGGUAUUAUAGAAAAUGCAUAUUCAAAUGAAAACCAAAAUAAAUUUAAUGUAUUUGACAUUUUAGGGGGAAUAAUUACUGAGCCAGAAAUUUCAAAAAGUGAUACUUCGAGGAAAUCAAUGAGAGUGAACAAAAAUUAUGAUAAAAAUAGUGAUGAUAAAAAUAGUGAUAAAAAUAGUGAUAAUAAAAAUAGCGAUAAACAUAGUGAUAAACAUAGUGAUAAAAAAUCAUCUGGUAAUAACUGUAAAAAAAAGACAAGUUUAUUUGGAGCUAUCCUAUCAAAAAUUUAUAUAUGCAGGCAUUGA